Pediculus humanus corporis (human body louse) is the source of this 1071-nucleotide messenger RNA. Its product is annotated as Guanine nucleotide-binding protein G(O) subunit alpha, putative. The record is from RefSeq and is a predicted model, not a curated record. Gene Ontology annotation, molecular function: G-protein beta/gamma-subunit complex binding; G protein-coupled receptor binding; GTPase activity. The coding region runs from base 1 to 1071 and encodes 356 amino acids. Gene Ontology annotation, cellular component: heterotrimeric G-protein complex. The transcript has 8 exons. NCBI's taxonomy places the organism in Eukaryota, Metazoa, Arthropoda, Insecta, Psocodea, Pediculidae. Gene Ontology annotation, biological process: adenylate cyclase-modulating G protein-coupled receptor signaling pathway.
AUGGGAUGUGCAAUGUCUGCAGAGGAGCGGGCUGCGCUGGCUCGGAGUAAGCAAAUUGAAAAAAACCUAAAAGAAGACGGUAUUCAAGCAGCUAAAGACAUUAAACUGUUACUACUAGGGGCCGGAGAAUCUGGGAAGAGCACAAUAGUGAAGCAAAUGAAAAUUAUUCAUGAAAGUGGUUUUACAUCUGAAGACUUUAAACAAUAUAGACCAGUAGUUUACAGCAAUACUAUACAAUCUUUGGUUGCCAUUCUUCGUGCCAUGCCAAAUCUUGGUAUAACAUUUGGGAACAAUGAAAGGGAGGUAAGUGCUGACGCCAAAAUGGUGUUUGAUGUAAUUCAAAGAAUGGAAGAUACUGAACCUUUUUCGGAAGAAUUACUUACCGCCAUGAAGAGAUUAUGGAUGGAUGUUGGAGUUCAAGAAUGCUUUGGACGAUCGAACGAAUAUCAGUUAAACGAUUCAGCUAAAUAUUUUUUAGAUGACUUAGAUCGAUUAGGAGCCAAAGAUUAUCAGCCUACAGAGCAAGAUAUAUUGAGAACUAGAGUAAAAACCACUGGAAUUGUAGAAGUUCAUUUUUCUUUCAAAAAUUUAAAUUUUAAAUUGUUUGAUGUAGGAGGUCAAAGGUCAGAAAGAAAGAAAUGGAUUCAUUGUUUCGAAGAUGUCACCGCCAUUAUAUUUUGUGUAGCCAUGUCAGAAUAUGAUCAAGUACUACACGAAGAUGAAACAACCAAUCGGAUGCAGGAAAGCUUAAAACUUUUUGAUUCUAUUUGUAACAACAAAUGGUUUACCGACACCUCAAUUAUUCUUUUUCUAAAUAAAAAAGAUUUAUUCGAAGAAAAAAUUAAAAAAUCGCCUCUUACAAUAUGCUUUCCAGAAUAUUCAGGUGCUCAAGAAUAUGGGGAAGCAGCAGCAUAUAUUCAAGCGCAAUUUGAAGCUAAAAACAAAUCGACAACAAAAGAAAUUUACUGCCAUAUGACUUGUGCAACAGAUACAACUAAUAUUCAGUUUGUAUUCGAUGCGGUCACAGACGUUAUCAUUGCUAACAAUCUUCGAGGUUGUGGUCUUUAUUAA